Messenger RNA from Monopterus albus (swamp eel), 1600 nucleotides. RefSeq names its product E3 ubiquitin-protein ligase RNF170. The record is from RefSeq and is a predicted model, not a curated record. The transcript is spliced from 6 exons. Gene Ontology annotation, molecular function: metal ion binding; ubiquitin protein ligase activity. NCBI's taxonomy places the organism in Eukaryota, Metazoa, Chordata, Actinopteri, Synbranchiformes, Synbranchidae. The coding region runs from base 652 to 1422 and encodes 256 amino acids.
UUUUCAGUCAUCUGGCUAACACUUUGACUUUCCAUUAAUUUUCUAAGAAUGAUGCAGAAUGAGAAUAACAUUUCUUUCACAGUAAAGCAUGGAUUUUUAAGGGGCCUCCUUUUUCUUGCUGGGUUGACCUCUUGUUGAGGUGCCUCUCGACAGCCCAUAGUGUAGUACAGUGCUAAUGUCAGCAUUUCACAGCCUAAUAGUUUAUGGGGAAGGAAGAAUUAUUUCAUGAGAAACAGAGCUGUUGGCAGAGUAAAUUUUAGGUGAAUGAUUGACAAAGUCAGACCUAACCUACUUAAACACAGUGUGGGAGGAUUUUUUUCUGGCCUUGAUCCCAUGUCAAGUCAUGUGAGCCAAAUAGUUCGCCUCUGACCUGACUGGAAGGAGAAAAAUGUCAUUUUAUAUGUAACAAAAUGAACAUGUUUACACUAAAACAGACUAUGAUCUAUUGCUAAAUGUGGUGUCCAACGCACUGCAUUACUACUUGGACUGCAUUACUGCUCCCUUUAAGCAGGAGGACCAGUUGAUAUUGGAGGUGUGGUUGAUCAUUAACAGGCAGCUCCAAUUUAUUUUGUACUGUGAUGCAGUCAGGCAGCACUUCACUUCCUUCUGGGAGACCGUAAAUACCUGUCAGCUGCUGUUUCUAGAUCAACUAUGUACCAGUACCUUCAGUCUCAGUCCAGCAGAAAUGAAGGUCCAGUGAGUCCGGCUCACCUAAGGGCGGCCAGAUUUUUGGUUUGUGCAGCGGAGCAGUCCACAUCAACGUAUACGACCUGCCACAGGGAAUCUACACAACCGUGUCUGUCCAUGAACCAACGAGACCGGUACUGUCCAGUCUGCCUGCAGAUGGUUAGCUUCCCUGUCCAGACAAACUGUGGCCAUUUGUUCUGUGCUCCCUGUCUCAUCACCUACUGGAGACAUGGGUCAUGGCUAGAUGCAAUCAGCUGCCCACUCUGCAGAGAGAAGGUCAGUGUGUUGUUCCAUUUAUUCAACGAGAGCCGAUCGGACCAACAGUCAAAGGAGGUUCUUGGGAAAAUCACAGACUACAACAAGCGUUAUUCUGGAGCCCCACGACGGGUAAUAGAUUAUCUGUGCGACACCCCACUUCUCCUGCAAUUAGCAGCUCGUGGCCUAAGCACCAUCGGGGGGCUCGUGUGGCUGUUUUUAUUCAGGGUGGCCCUGUGUUGCGUGGGGACCAUGGUGUCCAUCUCCUCCCCUACUCUGGAUUCAGUCUCUUCAUCAUCAGCUACUACCCUGGAGACAGACUCCUCCCUCUGUGGACUGCUGGGGGUCCUGGAUGACCUGGUGGUGGUCAUCCUGCUUCUUAUCUGUGUUAUCAACAUCAACCAGCAAGUAGCACCAGAGGGAGGACGACACUCUGCAAAUGCUACAACCUCACAAGACCUAAUGGGGAAUUCACUGUAAACAGAUGUCUCUGCAGUGUCAGAACAGCCUGUUAGACAUGGACUUUUAUUGGAUUCCUUUCUUCGGGCUGUAGCUAGUUGGAUUAGUGGAAGCAGGAAUAACAGCUCAGCAUGCAACAGUGAUUAUGUUAGCUGGCACAUGGUCCUCAGGCUGUCAAGUGUUUGCAGAGCCUUUGCAG